AUGCUGCUGCUAGUGCUGCUGCUAAUGGAGCGAACGGAAACGCUACGCAUACAGACAGACACCAACGCAGUGGUAGCCACCAGCAGCAGCAGCAGCAGCAGCAGCAGCAGCAGCAGCAGCAAGGACACAGCUCUAUCGGAGCUGCUGUCUCUGGCUUCUUUCAUUGAGCAGCAGCAGCAGCAGCAGCAGCAGCAGCAGCAGCAGCAGCAACAGCAGCAGCAGCAACAGCAGCAGGAACAGCGGCAGCAGGAACAGCGGCAGCAGGAACAGCAGCAGCAGCAACAGCAGCAGGAACAGCAGCAGAAGGAAGACACAGUAAAGGAAGAGCAGCAGCAGCAGCAGCAGCAGCAGCAGCAGCAGAAGCAACAGCAGCAGCAGCAGCAGCAAGACACGCAGCAAAAGGCCCAAGGCAACGAAACACACAAACAUACACUGCAGCAGAAGCAAACGGACGGUGAAGACAAGCGACAGCAGCAGCAGCAGCAGCAGCAGAAGCAGCAGAAGCAGCAGCAGAAGCAGCAGCAGAAGCAGCAGAAGCAGCUGCAGCUGCUGCAGCACGCAGGCCUCUGA
Molecule: messenger RNA, 570 nt
Organism: Eimeria mitis
Lineage: Eukaryota; Apicomplexa; Conoidasida; Eucoccidiorida; Eimeriidae
Source: RefSeq, a predicted model, not a curated record